Molecule: messenger RNA, 1693 nt
Organism: Mytilus trossulus (common blue mussel)
Lineage: Eukaryota; Metazoa; Mollusca; Bivalvia; Mytilida; Mytilidae
Exons: 9
Coding region: 1-1683 (560 amino acids)
Source: RefSeq, a predicted model, not a curated record
AUGUUUAUAUCCAUAGAACAAAUCGACAACCUUGAACUUUUGAACAAAACAAUUAACAAUAGAUUGAAAGGAGUAGACGGAAAAAACUUUCAAAUCCAGUGUGAAGCAAAAGGGGGUCGACCUCCCCCUUUUCUUACAAUCAAAGUACGAAAUCAAGAUGUCGCUCAAGGUAACCAAUCUGUUGUGCAUACAAUAAAGACGAUACCCAGAUAUUUUGACAACGCUACAGUAGAGUGUGUUGCAAAAAACAGCGAUUUGAAUAAAUCGCUAUUAACAGAAGCAUACAUUUACCUCAGUCUUAAACCUCUUGCACCUGUAUUUGAUCGUGAUUCAGUGAUUUUAAAGGAGACUGAAUCACUGAAAAUAUCGUGCACUAGUACUGGGAGUCGUCCUGCCGCUUUAUUUAAUUGGUUCAUGGAGGAUAAAAAUAUAACUUUUUACUCAACUCAGACAUUUGCAUAUGAGGUUACUACAGACACGUGGACAAUAACAUCAGUAUUGACGUACACAGUGGUCAGACAAAAUAAUGGUCAGUUGAUUACAUGCGUAGCAAGCAAUGAAGCAGAUCAUAUCGGUAUUUCAGAUAGCCAAUGGAUACAAGUUCAAUUUUCUCCAAAAAUAUAUGUCAGCAAUAUGACCUUCAACCAACUGGAGAAAUUAAGAGUAAUUUCUUGCAAUGCUUCUGGUAAUCCGUCCAAUUACACAUACUACCAGUGGAAGCAUACUUCAGUAAAUGGAAAACUGAUAAGAGAAAUGAAAGGUAAAAGAAAUGGCAAACUGGAGUUACCGCUCUCUGACACUGAUAAUAGUUAUCAGGACAACGGAAUAUAUGUGUGCAAAGCAGGAAACGGAAUACAAGAUAAAGAUGGAAUCAUUGAGCAGACUGGAUAUGGUUUUGUCACUAUAAAUGCACAACCUGUUUUUAUGCCGAACAUCAAAGAUGUUAACAAAUCGACUAUGCAUGGGGAAAUUGGAAGAGCGGUAGAGUUAACGGUCAAGGUGUAUAGUAUUCCCAUGUAUAAAUCAGUAACAUGGUUUCGGGGAAUAAACAAAGAACUCCAGAUUAUUCCUUCCCAAAAGUACAGUUUGUCCGAAACAUCCGCGAUUGUGAAAGGGUUAUUUUACGACAAGGAAAUUGAUCUCGAUGGAUUUAUUUUGACUCUCAAAGUCAAUAAUUUAACUACUGAUGAUUUCACUACUUACAUAAUUCAAUUAGACAACAACAUUAUCAGUCCAGCUGAAUAUGCAGUUACUCUUAAACUAUCAGGAAAUUCAGGUAAUCAUCAAGAUAGUAGCAUUCCUGCUGUUGUUGGUAGCAUUUUUGGGAGUCUUGCAUUGAUUAUUGUCGGAUCAGUUAUCAUUAUCGCAUUAAGGAAAACAGGAUGCAAUCUCAAAAAGAAACCUGAUUCUAAACCAAAAGCAGAGAGUGAUAUUCAUUUCUAUCAGAAUCAACAAUUUGCUACCAGAGAAAACAGAGAGCCGAAAUACGAAGGUUUGAAUCUAAAACCUGAUUGUCAGGAUCAACAUACAACAUAUGACUCUCUUAAUAGUCACCAAUCAGCGGUCAUGCAUAAUGGGAUCAACAAUGAAUCAAAGAUGGGAGGAGGAAAAUCAAAAUUCAACAUCGAUGAAUCACAUGGUCAGUAUGUUAAUCAAGGUGGAGACUACUUAAAUGUUAUGUGAUGCAUUAACC